UCCUGCACUUGCCACAAAAUUAAAUAUGAGUUGAGACUAGCUUCUGACAACGAGGCGAGAACCUCUCUCUGUCAUUACCGAAUUCAUCAGAACGCCUUUGGAACAGAGUUUGGUUCAACAUCCAAGGUGCCUGGGAAUGCAUUUCAUAUUUCGAAUGGGUUGCCAAGGGAGCAUGCCGCAGACAAUGGCUCUGCGGUGAUGAUUCACCGUGAGUUCUGCAACACAUGUGGUAGCUUCAUUCUAGAGUACGAAGAGGCUGUCAAUGAUUAUUUUCGUUAUAUCAGUGUCGAAACUUUGGAUGACCCAGAAGCAUUACCUCCCCAAGGCGGAAUGUUUCUGCGAGGAUCGAGAAAGCUGGAUGCCUGGAAUAACAAGUCAAUGGAUUAUGUGAUUGUAAACACCAUGUGCGCAGACUAA
Molecule: messenger RNA, 417 nt
Organism: Penicillium soppii
Lineage: Eukaryota; Fungi; Ascomycota; Eurotiomycetes; Eurotiales; Aspergillaceae
Product: GFA family protein
Exons: 3
Molecular function (GO): carbon-sulfur lyase activity
Source: RefSeq, a predicted model, not a curated record